Monopterus albus (swamp eel) is the source of this 4443-nucleotide messenger RNA. Its product is annotated as homeodomain-interacting protein kinase 2-like. Gene Ontology annotation, molecular function: protein tyrosine kinase activity; protein serine/threonine kinase activity; ATP binding. The coding region runs from base 2592 to 4319 and encodes 575 amino acids. Gene Ontology annotation, cellular component: cytoplasm; nucleus. The transcript is spliced from 3 exons. Gene Ontology annotation, biological process: peptidyl-serine phosphorylation; peptidyl-threonine phosphorylation. The record is from RefSeq and is a predicted model, not a curated record. NCBI's taxonomy places the organism in Eukaryota, Metazoa, Chordata, Actinopteri, Synbranchiformes, Synbranchidae.
CUGACCAUACUAGCUGCCAAGAGAUUCCUUUGUAAAGCAAUUUCAAUGACAGGGGGGCGACAGCUACAGUCCCAUUUCUGUGUGAACAUGAAUUUUAAAAUUUAGAAGAAUCAUUAGAAAAACUUGGCAGUCUUGUUAGAAAAACUGUGUGAGGUAUCUUCAAAAGUUAGUGCAGAAUUCCCUUUUUGUUGCCAUCUCCCCACCACAGACACACCCGGAAGACACCUGAGGGAUCUUUCCAACUUACAAACCGCCCACUAACCCACACACGAAAAAGAAAGGUUGUAAUAUCCCAACUACUGAUGUUGAUGUUUAUUUUAAUUAAUGCAUUUUUUACAUGCUAGAAAUGUACAUUCAGAAGUACUGUAAAACAUAUGGGGCUUUUGUUUAUAAUUUGAGUUGUGCCAUUUCCUAACAUAUUGACUGUCUUUACAUGUUUGAAAGAAUAAAUCAAAUCAAAAUCAAAUCAAACAUUGGUUUUACUGCUGCCAACCACUAUUGCAAUCCACUUAAAAAGGUCCAUGACACACUAUGUUUGAAAAGAUAAAACACAUUAAAUCAUCUAUGUAAAAUAUUAACUAAGGAUCAGCCCAAAUGCCUGGACACAUACUUAAUUAAAAUUGUACUUGUAUUCUUCCCAGCACUAAACCAUCAGUGGCUGUCACUAAAUCCCUGUGGCUCACUGUGGUCAGACCAGGACGGAGAAACAAGAAAACAUCUGGAUGUUUGUGACAUUUGAUUAACUUGCAGUUGAAAUCCUGUGUGUGCAGAUUUUCCAUUUCUUCAUACUGUGUGUAACAUUGAUCCUAUGUUAUCUAGUCUGUGUGAACAGUAAACAGAUAACACUAGUGCUUUUGCUGUUUCCUUUUUGCUAUUGGUGGUGGUGACGGAUCUCAUAGGAAUUUAGCAGUUUUUAAAAAAAGCAAAGCCCAGAUUGGAGCGGCUUCCAUUUUGGCUGCAAGACAGACUAAAGCACAACAGUGUAGGUACAUAAACAGUCAAAUAUGAGCAGGAAUUUGGAUUUGAGCAUGAAGACAUGCGGUGUUAACAUGCGGUGGAGGGUGUUCACAACAAUUACAAGACAACAAUGUCUUGUAAUUGUUGUGAACACUGGCACAAUUUGGACACAGCCAGGUGCAUUUGGGCUCAACUUGGAAGAGAAGCUGAAUAACAUUAUUAUUUGGAAGAAUGCAUCAUGAGCAAGUGGAGUUUGGGCUGGCUUUAGUAAAGACUAAUCAAACCAGCUUCUCUCAUCCUCUUUAAAAGCACAGUGGAAACCUGUCUUUGACUGGGAGAAGAGUGUGUGAUACCGGCUGUUUGUGUUCGAGCAUCAUCGCUUGUACUCACUUCACUGACCUUCAUCAGGAAGAAUGCAUCAAACUGAAGCACCCAACCAUAUACAUGCAAAACAAGGAAGUAACCCAGUAAAAAAAAGCUUCCAGUCAGAGGACGACAAACACACCUGGCCAAUGCACACAAUCAGGGUCAGUGAGCUCAUUGUCAUAGUACAUAAUCUGGAGCUCUUAUUGGAUUUAUCAUAUGAUAAAAUAUCAAAUUCUCACAAAGUUAAUAUUACCUAGGUCUAUCAUUUUCCUGCAAUUACAAUUAAAGGUGUUCUGAGCAGGUGUUACAUUAUCACAGUUUUGGGUCAAAAUGAGCUCCAAAGUCAUACUGUGCUAUCUAAUCAGCAUGAACAUGGCCUCAACUGUGUCUCAGUGUAAGUGUGCUCAUCCAUGGCAAGAAAAUACUAAACACAUCAGUGCCCAAAAAUAUUAGACUUGCACUAAAGAAAAAUGUAGUAAUCCUAUGUUUAAAGCUACAAACCCUGAGCUGCCAAGUUUGACAAGUAUUUACAUAGCUGGUGUGUUAGUUAAUACUGUAUCAGUGUACUUGUUAACACAAUCACUGUACAAACUCAAGCUUUCCUGCUAGAAGAAAGAUCAAACAUAAGUAAAAGUGUAAUGGCUAAGCAAACUAAAUAAAUCAGAUAUUCUUCUUUUAGUGUGACUGGUAAAGAGAUUUUGACAGUUAACACUGUUAACCCUGUGAGCUACAGAGGAUGUUUUCAAACCACAGCUGUAAAACCUUUCAGGCUUCUUUGUAUUUCAUCAUUUAAUGUAUGGUAUAUUGUGACACUAUAGACAUAAAAGUAAUCAUUUUCACUGCAGCAUGGUUGAUAAUGGCAGUAGAAAAUGUCCUGCAUUUUACCAUCUAGUUACUUUAUUUCUCCCACUAAUUAUUUUUGAGUUGCACUGGAACGAUAUCUACUGUACCUUUUAUUUCAUUUAUACAUAACAAUUAAACAUGCUCUCACACAUAGACAGCAUGUUAAACUGAUGUUUUAAACAGUAAUAAGGUUCUCCAAGCAGUUGGUGUUCUAGAACACUAGUCAACAAAGGACACGAGCCAACUGCAGGAGACACCAACUGAAAUUCACUACACAUUUUCUCAAACUCUCAACCAACACAAUCGACGUUUUGUCUAACAUUUUUUACAUUUUCUGGACUUUUUAACCAUCUACCAGAAAUAUAUUUGAGGUUAAACUCAAUACAUCCAAGUUACAUCGACUGUAACACUUGGCCAAUUCAAAGAUGUCUUCCACUGGACAUGCUGUACAGGAUCACCAAAUAAUCAAAGGAGAAAAGCUCACGUCCAGUUCCUCCACCUACCGGGUGAGGUCUUUCCUGGGGCAGGGCACCUUUGGCACUGUUGUCACGUGCACGAGGAUGGUCGACAUGAAGACAGUGGCCAUCAAAAUGAUAAAAAACCAGGGCUUUUAUGCUGAGGAUGCAAAAAACGAGGUGGCUACCCUGUUGAAACUGAAAUCACUGGACUCAGACAAAUGUAACUUGGUUCGCUGGUACCAAGUUUUUUCUGACAAAAACCAUAUUUGUCUGGAGUUUGAGCACCUAGACAAAAGUCUUUAUGACUUUAUGAAGGAAAGAUAUUUCCGACCUUUUCUUCUGAAGGAGAUCAGACCCAUUGUCCAGCAGAUUGCCAGUGCACUCGGCCACUUGAAGGCUGUUGAAAUAAUACAUGCAGACCUCAAGAUGAAAAAUGUGAUGUUGGUCAACCAUCAACAGGAGCCAUACAAAAUCAAAGUGAUUGACUUCGGCCUGGCCCAUCACGUGUCAGCAGCCAACAUAGGCUCAUAUAUUCAGACCCUUCCAUACAGGUCUCCUGAGGUUAUUUUGGGGCUUCCACUCACAGAGGCUCUAGAUAUGUGGUCUCUGGGGUGCAUAGCUGCAUUUAUGUACCUCGGCACUCUGCUCUACCCUGGCAGGCAUGAGUAUGAUAUGAUGAGGUACAUAGUGGACAUUCAGGGUCAGCCACCGGACCAUCUGCUCAACCUUGGACAUAAAACACACAUUUUCUUUGAGAGAGACUGCACCACGAGCUCAUGGAAACUAAAGACGCCAGCACGGGUCCACCGUGAGACGGGGAUCCAGCCAAUGGAGACCAGGAGGUUGAGGCUGAGCUCUCUGGAUGCCAUUCUGCGUCACAAGAGGAUAAUUCAUGAGGAUUAUGCAGACUCAGCUGCCGAAAUGAACGAUGUACUGCUGUUUGUGGACAUGCUCAAGGCAAUGCUGGAGCUUGAUGCUGCUAAACGAAUUACACCCUGUCAGGUGACACAGCAUCCCUUCAUUAGCAUGCGCCACUUGAAAAGCUUGUACCCCCUCAGCAACCAUGUUAGGUCCUGCUUUGAGAUGAUGGUUGUCUGUUGGAACAAAGCCCCAACACCAGACAAAGGGAAGGCUGCGUGUGGGUUGCUGCAAGAAGGAUCAAGGUUCAAGCCUCAGAACCUUCCUUCUCAUCCUCCUGCUGAGGUCCAGCCCCACUGCAGCAACCCACAUCCCUGCACCAGUAGCCAAACCACAUUUUCAAAUGAAUCAGGGAUGAAGAGGAAGGUCGAUCAUGAAGAUCUGACAGAAAAUGAUCAUCCAUCCAAAAGGGUCAAGCACAGCCAGGAUCCUACUAAUCUGAGCCACCCAGUCCCCAUCAAUGCUCACCCUUCCAAAGACAGUCAGACCCAAAAGUGGAUCAGGUCUGAGGUUAAGAUGGCUUCUGCUGAAGGUGUGAGGAGCAGGUGCGUAACCUUUGACCACUAUCGAAGGUUAUAUUAUGAAAGAAUGAGAGUCGGAAACAGCUCUGCAGGUCCAUCCACAUCAGGCAGCAGCACCCAGACCCAGACUUGCACCUCGCCACAGACAAGUCAGUCGGGACUGAAGAGAAAGGCAGCUGAUGUUGAAGAUGUGCAGCCUAGAAAAAAACCCUCUGUACAACAAGCAGCAUCAUUAGCACAGAGCCUGUCACCAUAACUGUACUGUUUGCUGGUAUCCCUGACUCCAGAGAGCUACGAGUCAGGGAUAUAAUGUUACAAUGUUACAAUAAACACUUAAUUGAUCAUUAAGAAGUUGCAGAUAAUUUGUUUUGUCAAUCAAC